CUUGUCUGUGUCCGUGACGGUUGCUAUCAAUAAAGUUGUUGUUCUGCCAACAUGGCGGCAACCAUGGUGCCUGGUCGGGCCGUGUUCGCCUAAGGUCGGAACCGAGGCGUAAGGAGCCGCAGGCUAGAUCCUGUGAGCAGGGCCAUCCCACCUUCUGAAGAAUGGCUUCUGCUUGGCAGAGACUGGGUUUCUAUGCCUCUCUUCUGAAAAGGCAGCUAAAUGGUGGGACAGAUGUCAUCAACUGGGGAAGGAGGGCGAUUCUAGGAUGUACAAGAGGUAUUUACAGUGCCACGGGAAAGUGGACGAAAGAGUAUACAUUGCAGACAAGAAAGGAUGUCGAGAAAUGGUGGCAUCAACGAAUAAAAGAACAGGCCUCCAAAAUUUCAGAAGCUGAUACAUCAAAGCCCAAGUUUUACAUGCUUUCCAUGUUCCCUUAUCCUUCUGGCAAGCUGCACAUGGGCCACAUGCGUGUGUACACCAUCAGCGACACCAUUGCACACUUCCAGAGGAUGAGAGGCAUGCAGGUCAUCAACCCCAUGGGAUGGGACGCCUUUGGACUGCCUGCCGAAAACGCUGCGAUUGAGAGGAACCUGCAUCCAGAAAGCUGGACGCAAAGUAAUAUUAAAUGCAUGAGGAAACAGCUGGAUCGCCUGGGCCUGUGUUUCAGCUGGGACAGGGUGAGUCGACUCUUUUUCCUGGAGGAAAUAACUACGUGUUUGCCAGAUUACUACAAAUGGACUCAGUACCUCUUUAUUAAACUCUAUGAAGCUGGACUAGCCUAUCAAAAGGAGGCCUUGGUUAACUGGGACCCAGUGGAUCAAACAGUGCUUGCCAACGAGCAGGUGGAUGAACAUGGCUGUUCAUGGCGUUCUGGAGCGAAGGUGGAACAGAAGUACCUCAGACAAUGGUUUAUUAAGACAACCGCUUAUGCAAAGGCCAUGCGGGACGCGCUGGCGGACCUUCCGGAAUGGUAUGGAAUAAAAGGCAUGCAGGCCCACUGGAUCGGGGACUGUGUGGGGUGCCAUCUGGACUUCACGUUAAAGGUCGAUGGGCAAGUCACAGGAGAGAAGCUGACCGGCUACACGGCCACCCCCGAGGCCAUCUAUGGCACGUCCCACGUCGCCAUCACUCCCAGCCACAGACUCCUGCGCGGGCACAGUGCCCUGAAGGAAGCCUUUGAGAAGGCACUCGUCCCUGGCAGAGAUUGCCUCACCCCCGUGAGGGCUGUGAACAUGCUCACCCAGCAGGAGGUUCCUGUCAUUAUCUUGGCCAAAGCUGACUUUGAGGGCUCUCUGGAUUCAAAAAUAGGAAUUCCCUGCACCAGCGCAGAGGACACCCUCGUAGCACAAACCCUGGGCCUAUCCUACUCUGAAGUCAUUGAAACCUCGCCAGACGGCACGGAGAGGCUGAGCGGCUCUGCUGAGUUCACAGGUCUGAGCCGGCAGGAUGCGUUUCUAGCCGUGACUGAGAAAGCUCGGAGGAACAGAGUGGGUGGGCACGUGACGAGCGAUAAACUGAAGGACUGGCUGAUCUCGAGGCAGCGGUACUGGGGCACGCCGAUCCCCAUGGUCCACUGCCCGGCCUGCGGCCCCGUGCCUGUGCCCCUGGACGACUUGCCCGUGACCUUGCCCAGCAUCACAUCCUUCACUGGCAAGGGAGGCUCCCCGCUGGCCUCGGCUCUGGAGUGGGUGAAUUGCUCCUGCCCUAGAUGCAAGGGAGCAGCCAGGAGGGAGACAGACACGAUGGAUACCUUCGUGGAUUCGGCUUGGUACUACUUCAGAUACACCGACCCUCAGAACACCCACAGCCCUUUCCACCCGGCCUUGGCAGACUACUGGAUGCCUGUGGACCUCUACGUCGGGGGGAAAGAACAUGCUGUCAUGCACCUGUUCUACGCGAGGUUCUUGAGCCAUUUUUGCCAUGAGCAAAAAAUGGUCAAACACAGGGAGCCUUUUCAUAAGCUGCUAGCCCAAGGCCUUAUCAAGGGGCAGACAUUCCGCCUACCGUCUGGGCAGUAUCUUCAGAGAGAGGAAGUAGAUCUCACAGGUUCUGUUCCCGUCCACGCCAAAACCAGAGAAAAGGUGGAGGUGACGUGGGAGAAGAUGAGCAAGUCCAAGCACAACGGCGUGGAGCCCGAGGCGGCCGUCGAGCUGUACGGCAUCGACACGGUGCGGCUCUACCUGCUCUUCGCCGCCCCUCCUGAGAAGGACAUCUUGUGGGACACGAAGACCGACGCGCUCCCCGGCGUGCUGAGGUGGCAGCAGCGCCUUUGGGCCUUGGCAACCCGGUUUAUUGAAGCCAGGACUUCCGGGACGGUUCCCAGGCCUCUGCUGCUGAGUGACAAGGAGAAAGCCGAAGCCAGGAAGCUCUGGGAGUUCAAGAACUCGGUCGUCUCUCAGGUGACCGCCCAUUUCACAGAGGACUUCUCUCUGAAUUCUGCGAUUUCUCAUCUCAUGGGACUCAGCAGCGCCCUCUCGCAAGCUUCUCAGAGAGUCGUCCUUCACAGCCCCGAGUUCGAGGAUGCUCUGUGCGCCCUGGUGGUGAUGGCUGCUCCCAUGGCCCCUCACGUGACCUCCGAGCUCUGGGCAGGCCUGGCACUGGUGCCAAAGAAGCUGUGCACCCACUACGCCUGGGACACCGGUGUGCUGCUUCAGCCGUGGCCAGCUGUGGACCCGCAGUUCCUGCAGCAGCCCGAUGUCGUGCAGAUGGCAGUUCUGAUCAACAACAAAGCCUGCGGCGAGAUCCUCGUGCCCCAGCACGUCGCCCGGGACCAGGACAAAGUCCACGAACUUGUUCUCCAAAGCGAGCUGGGCGUCAGGCUGCUGCAGGGGCGAAGCAUCAAGAAGGCCUUCCUGUCCCCCAGAACCGCCCUCAUCAACUUCCUGGUGCAGGACUGACCACAGGGGGCUGCGGCCGCCAUGGGGGACGUCCUUCCAGGCUGGGGACAAAGGGGAAGAAGAUGCUGGUCCAGGGGCAGGGAAAAGACAAAUGUCUUCAAUGUUUACCCCCGGACCCUGGCGGACUGGCAUCGACGCUGGGCCGCUGUGCGGUGGUCUGCCGCGAGGUGAAGGUGGGUGUGGGCAGAGGAGAAAUACGGGCGAAAAGGAGGGGAGGGCAGCCUGUGCACCCCCACCCCACUGCAGGCUGGAGGGACCCAGCCGAUCGAUCCCAUGCGAAGCCACCGGAGAUACUGCUGGGUGGGAGCGUGAAGGAGAAGAGGGAAGCAAGUGAAAUGAAGGGGAGCUUGCCCCUCGAGCCACCUGGGUGCUCUGGAUCCCACAAAUUGAGGCACACCCAGGAACACGAGG
Molecule: messenger RNA, 3308 nt
Organism: Pteropus alecto (black flying fox)
Lineage: Eukaryota; Metazoa; Chordata; Mammalia; Chiroptera; Pteropodidae
Gene: LARS2
Product: leucyl-tRNA synthetase 2, mitochondrial
Exons: 21
Coding region: 162-2897 (911 amino acids)
Biological process (GO): mitochondrial translation; leucyl-tRNA aminoacylation
Cellular component (GO): mitochondrion
Molecular function (GO): leucine-tRNA ligase activity; ATP binding; aminoacyl-tRNA deacylase activity
Source: RefSeq, a predicted model, not a curated record